UAAUUUCUUCAUAUAAAUAAGACUUCAAUAAUUAGGUUUCGUCCAUUCAAACCAUUCUUUGAUUAAUAUCAUAACAUAAAGAGUAGCUAAAUUAAAGAAAAAUUAAGCUUUGAAGGGCCAUAGAAGAAGAGAAAAAAUGAGGCAAGCAAGGACAUAUUCUGCAGGGUUAGUAUGUGGAGGAAUUUCAGGGAGAAAUACUGGGCCUCACUCAUUGCCAUUGGCGAGGAUCAAGAAGAUCAUGAAAAAAUCCAGCGACGACGUUAAGAUGAUCUCCGGCGAGGCACCGAUCGUUUUCGCCAAGGCUUGUGAGCUUUUCAUUGAGGAGAUCACUAAGAGAUCUUGGAUGGUUACAGUUCAAGGGAAGAGGAGGACACUUCACAAAGAUGAUGUUGCAUCUGCUGUUGUUGCCACUGAUUUGUUUGAUUUUCUUGUCAACUUGGUUGAUAAUUCCAGUAAUAAUCACAACAACUCUGCAGAUAGGGCUUCAGAAGAUGAUCAAAUGGAGUCUCUGGACUCAUAGAGACUUCACCAUCUUGAUAAUUCUGACUCAAGUACAGAUCUGCAUUUGCUAUAUAUAAUUCCAAAGGUGACAUAAAGUA
This is a messenger RNA of Tripterygium wilfordii, 599 nucleotides long. Its product is annotated as nuclear transcription factor Y subunit C-4-like. Gene Ontology annotation, cellular component: nucleus. Lineage: Eukaryota; Viridiplantae; Streptophyta; Magnoliopsida; Celastrales; Celastraceae. Gene Ontology annotation, molecular function: DNA-binding transcription activator activity, RNA polymerase II-specific; protein heterodimerization activity. The transcript has a single exon. Bases 137 to 520 code for a protein of 127 amino acids. Gene Ontology annotation, biological process: regulation of DNA-templated transcription. The record is from RefSeq and is a predicted model, not a curated record.